GGUUCCGCUCUCGCUCGCUCGCAAGCUCGCGUCCGCGCUCACCCGUCUGAUCCGAUCGUCUGAUACUGGCCUGGAGGGGGGUGGGGGUGAGAGAAACGAGAGAGCAGGGUCGCCCCCGUUGAGGAAGUGAGAUGAUAACAUAACGGCGCCUCGACUCAACCAUUUGGCCGUUUCUUCCUCCACUGGACUGCAAUGCCGCCACAGCGAGUGUUCGCCCUGCCGAGGCAAAAAUCCCUGCUGCUGCCCGCGGUCAUCAACCCGUUCGUCCAAGACACCAAACUGACCACAGCCGCUAUCGUUAAAUGUGUCCUCCUGGGAAUCUUCCUGGUCCCCGUUCGCGCCAUCCUCCUGUCCCUGGUUCUCAUGGUGACAUGGCCCGUGGCUGUCAUAAUAACCUUCAAGCAUCCCCUGAAAGGAGCCGUGGAACCCAUGACAGGCUGGAGACGGUUCAUGUGUCGGAAAGUUAUGGCUGCCUUGGGGAGGACGUACUACUUCUGCAUGGGCUUCAGAGUGGUGGUCAAGGGCAAGCAGGUCGGCAGCAGUGAGGCUCCCAUCCUGGCUGUGGCUCCCCACUCCACCUUUUUUGAUGGGAUUGUGUGCAUUGUUGCAGGCUUGCCUUCCACAGUCUCCCGUGUGGAGAACCUGGCUACGCCCAUCUUUGGCAGGUUUGUGCGCUGCCUACAGCCAGUGCUGGUGUCCAGAAAGGACCCAGACUCCCGGAAGAAUACAAUCCAAGAGAUUGAAAGCAGAGCCAAGUCCCGAGGCAAAUGGCCACAGGUUCUGAUAUUUCCAGAGGGAACAUGUACAAAUCGUUCAUGUCUUAUCACGUUCAAACAGGGUGCCUUUAUCCCAGGGGUCCCUGUGCAGCCUGUGCUUAUGAGAUAUCCCAACAAACUAGAUACAGUGUCUUGGACUUGGCAGGGUUUCAGCUCGAAGACACUGCUGCUUCUGACUCUGUGCCAACUGUACACCACCGUAGAGAUAGAGUUUCUGCCACCACAUAUCCCCACAGAGGAAGAGAAGAAAACUCCGGCUCUAUUUGCUAGCAGAGUGCGAGAAACUAUGGCCCAGGCUUUGGGAGUUCCAGUGACAGACCACACAUAUGAAGACUGUCGCCUGAUGAUCUCUGCUGGCGAGCUAACGCUGCCCAUGGAGGCUGGCCUGGUUGAGUUCACCAAAAUUAGCCGUAAACUCAAUCUGAAGUGGGACAAUGUGAAGAAGGAGCUGGAGGGCUUCGCAACCAUGGCCAGCUCUUGUAAAGGAGGACGGAUCACUAUUGAAGAGUUUGCCAGAUUCCUGAAGCUUCCUGUCAACCCAGCCCUCGCGGAGCUGUUUGCGCUGUUUGACAGAAACGGAGAUGGCACCAUUGACUUCAGAGAGUAUGUUAUUGGUGUGACCAUCUUGUGUCGACCAGCUAACACCGAAGACGUUCUUCGAAUGGCUUUCCAGCUGUUUGAUACAGAUGAGGAUAAGAGAAUCACCCGAGAGGAGUUUACUUCUCUGCUGCGCUCAGCUCUGGGUGUGUCGAAUCUAAACAUGACCAAGCUCUUCAAGGAGAUCGAUGCUGACGGCUCUGGUUUCAUCACCUUCAAUGAAUUUCAAGCCUUUGCCACGACCCACCCGGAGUAUGCCAAGCUCUUCACCACCUACCUGGAGCUUCAGAGGUACCAAGCAAUCCAGGAGGCGAGGCCGGGUGAUCUGGAAUUGUCCAGUCCGACCGAUUCAGGGGAAAAACAGGAAGACAGUGUCUCUGACAAAAAAGAUGACUGAGAUCGGGGAAGAACCGAUGAGCACUCCUUGCCUCCACCGAAGGACAUACACUGUAUCUACUGCACUGAGAAGGAAUUAGCAAAAGUGUCAUCUUCCCUCCAACGACUUUUAGCAAAUUCGAGUCAUUUGCCACAGCAGAGCCAUAUUAUAGGUUAUGUGCUUGCCUUUUUAUAGAUGAUUUUUAGAGUGCUUCUGUUUUCAAUUUUAGUGCCUUAUAGACAUUUUGAAGAACCACUUACCCAAGCCACUGCACAGGAAAUGUCUUCUUUUCACCCCUAAAGUGUUUUGUGUGUGUACUUUGGUUAUGUGCCCAUCAGAAAAAAUAAAUAAAUAAAAAAAGCUAGUUAUAGGGCGGAAAUAUGGCAGAGAACUCAUGGGCCCUCAGUGUUUUAACUGUCUAAACCCUUCAAUAUAAUGUUAGUGACAGUGUUUUAUGAUGUACUUGAAUAUUUGUUUCAGAUCGUUGACUGAUAUUUGACAUAGAUACAACAUUCUCUAAAGCCUGAGUUUACCCCCUUGGACUUAGAUGAAAGUAGCUUUGUGUACCUUCUCCUUUGUCUUUGUGGUCCUCUGUAAAUGAGUGUAAAAAUGCCAAAACAACACCUUUUUAAAUAUAAGCAAAGAGUCCUCAUGCUUCUGUGUUGCAGUAUAAUUAGUGUACAGUAAGGUUUAAUAAGAUCUUUCCAAUCUGGCAAAACCCACAGAUGUUCUGUAUUAAAGCUAUGUCUAUGAAGAGCAUA
Morone saxatilis (striped sea-bass) is the source of this 2510-nucleotide messenger RNA. It is a transcript of the gene lpcat2, whose product is annotated as lysophosphatidylcholine acyltransferase 2. Gene Ontology annotation, cellular component: endoplasmic reticulum. The transcript is spliced from 14 exons. The record is from RefSeq and is a predicted model, not a curated record. Gene Ontology annotation, molecular function: calcium ion binding; 1-acylglycerophosphocholine O-acyltransferase activity. NCBI's taxonomy places the organism in Eukaryota, Metazoa, Chordata, Actinopteri, Moronidae. The coding region runs from base 193 to 1770 and encodes 525 amino acids.